This is a messenger RNA of Castor canadensis (American beaver), 3774 nucleotides long. RefSeq names its product shugoshin 2 (gene Sgo2). The record is from RefSeq and is a predicted model, not a curated record. Lineage: Eukaryota; Metazoa; Chordata; Mammalia; Rodentia; Castoridae. Gene Ontology annotation, biological process: meiotic sister chromatid cohesion. Gene Ontology annotation, cellular component: kinetochore; chromosome, centromeric region.
AUGGAGUACCCAGUGAUGGAAGCUGACUCAGUCACCUCAGGAAUUAAAAGACGUGUGCGAGACAGAAGGAUUUCAAAGACUAAGUUGAAUGUUUCUCUUGCUUCAAAAAUCAAAACAAAAAUAAUAAACAAUUCUUCUGUUUUCAAAAUCUCUCUAAAGCACAACAACAGAGCAUUAGCUCAAGCUCUUAGUAGAGAGAAAGAGAAUUCUCGAAGAAUUACAACUGAAAAGAUGCUAUUGCAAAAAGAAGUGGAGAAACUGAAUUUUGAUAAUACUUUUCUUCGCCUAAAGCUAAAUAACUUGAAUAAGAAACUUAUAGAAAUAGAAUCGCUCAUGAACAGUAACUUGAUAACCGCAAUUGAAAUGAGCAGUCUUUCUGAGUUCCAUCAAAGUUCUUUUGUUCUGCCAGCUAGCAAGAAGAAACGGAUUAGUAAACAUUCCAAGUUGAUGCAUCUUCCAUUUGCAAGGGUUCCAUUAACCUCAAAUGAUGAUGAUGAUGAUGAUGGUGAUGAUAAAGAGGAAACAGAGUGUGACAACAAUAUUUCAUCAAAGACAUCACCUGAUGUUUCCUCUUCAAUAUCAACGAGACAACCUUCAUCAGCUCAGUGUAAUUUGCAAAAGUUGUUUCUUAAAGAAGAUAAUCAGUAUGUGAAUAGUUUAGGUGAUUCAGAACACAUUGCUUCUACUGACAGUGUACUUCCCAAAGAAAGCCAUUGCCACUCAGACCAAAGUUCCAGGAGUUCUCUAGUGAGUGAAAUGAGAAAUGCCCCAUCUAUCAGCCACAGAAGGGAAAAAUCAUCUCUUAGUAAUGUGACUGAAAGGAAGAAGCAUGGAUCUACUGGGGGAUUAAAUAAUCCUAUUACAGACACUCCCUGUGUGACAGAUUUAGAUCAACAUUGGAUUUUAAAUUCAGAAGUAAGCUGGAAUAAUGAGAUAAAUGAUUGCACUAAUGAAAAGAAUAUUAAGAUGCAAGAAAAUAGACACUGCCUUUCUGACUUGCCUUCAGAGUCUGCCAGUGAACCUAAUGCAGAGUGCCUGUAUCAAGUUCAGAGUAAUGAUGACUUUCAGUUACAGGAAACUGUGCAUGACAAUGCUGACAUGGAUUUAACUGCUAGUGAAGUAAGCAAAAUUGUUGCAGUUUCAAGAGGCAAUAAAAAUAAAAGCAAUAAAAAAUCAAAUUGUGAAAUAGGAACUUUCAGAAAAGUAAAAGAUCCAAGCUCUGAACAAAAGAGAGAAAGAACAAAGAGAAAAUGUAAAAGUAGUUCAGAUGCAGAUACUGAGGAAAAGAUAGAAAACAGACCAGAAAGAAGGUCUAUUGUCCUGGAUGGCAAAAGUCAUUCAGAAGAUCCAAAUCUUAUUAUCAAUACUGACCAGCUGACUGAGAUGAACAUACCAAAGAAAAUAACCCUUCAGAAUGGCUUUGAUGAAGAUGACAGACAAAAUAUACACUACAACAAAAAGAAGAAACAAAUACAUGUAACGAAUGAGCAAGAGGAAACACAUUCUUUCUCCCAAAGUUCAGAUAAAUUCCUGCAAGAGAAUAAAUUUGAUAUGGAUCAGAAUUCCCUAACUUAUGGUAAAAGUAAAACUUCUAGACAGACAUUUGUGAUUCAUAAGUUAGUAAAAGAUAAUUUAUUUCCAAACCAAAAUGAUAAAGACACCAUUUCUGAAAACCUAGAAGUUCCACAUGAAUGUCAAACAUCUGAACUUUCCUCCAAAGAUACUAAUUUUUGUGAGACUCAGAAAAUGUUGGAUUUGAAAAAGUAUGUCACUGAUAUGCAGCCUGCUAAGCAAAAUAAAUCAAAAGUAAAUAAGCUUAGGCAAAAAGUAAAUCGGAGGACAGAAAUAAUCUCUGAAAUGAACCGACUGUAUGAAGAUAAUGAUAAAGAUAUGCAUAGCCCAGAAAAAAGUAACUUUUACCCCCAAACUCAAGAGAAUAAAGAGACCAUGUCUCAAAACCCAGAAGCUUCAAAAGAGUUUCAAAUACAUACUGUUUUCAUGAGAGACAAUGGAGAUUUUUAUGAUUAUGAGACCCAGAAUGUGUUAGAUUUGCAAAAGCAGAUCACUACUGUGAGCCCUGUUCUUCAAAAUGAGUCAAAAAUUAGUAAGAAACCUAGGCAAAAAGUAAAUCGGAAGACAGAAAUAAUUUCUGAAGCAAAUCAUUUUGAUAAUGACAAAAGCCUGCAUUGUUCAGAAAAGGGUCAUUCUUUCUUCCUACAAAAGGAUAAAGAAGUCAUUUCUGGAAACCAAAAGGACCCAAGUGAGUUUCCAACUCCUGUUCUUUGUACCAAAGAUAGUGGAGCGCUAUAUGAUUAUGAGACUCAAAAUAUUUUGGGGGUGAAAAAGAAUGCCUAUGAUGUGCAACCUGCUUAUCAAAAUGAUCCAAAAAUAGAUAAGCAGCUUAGACAAAAGGUACAUCGAAAGACAGAAAUAAUUUCUGAAAUCAGCCAAAUACAUGAGAAUGAUGACAAAGGUAUACGUGACCUAGAAAAAGAUCCCUUCGUUUAUUUAACUCAAAAGGAUAAAGAAACCAUUUCAGGAAACCUAGAAAUUGCAAAUGAAUUUCAUCCAGCUGAUUUUCUCACCCAAGAUAGUGGAAAUUUAGAUGACCAUGAAACCCAGAAUAUAUUGGAUUUGCAAAAGCAUAUCACUAAUAUGCAACUUACUCAGCAAAAUGAAUCAAAAAUAAAUAAGCUUAGACAGAAAGUAAAUCGGAGGACAGAAAUCAUUUCUGAAAUGAACCAAAUAUAUGAGGAUUUUGAUAAAGAUGUACAUGCCCAAAAAUGCUAUACAAAUGAUUGUGAUUUUAAAAUAAGUAAAUCUAAACAAAAACUUGAAUGCCAAGGCAUUAUCAGUGAAUACCAUGUGAAAAACAACAGUAACAAAAAGGAAAGUUAUGAUGAAAACCCAAAUCCUUACAAACUCAUUAAAAAAUGUUGCAAAAAGUCAUUAGGCAAAGAAAAGAACAUUUUGACAAGAGAUAAGAACAAAUCUAUUUUGCCAUUAACAAAUUCUUCAGAGGCAUCUGUCUCCGUAGAGUCUGGUUUAAAACACACUAAUGAAACAGAUUCUGAUACCAGAAACCAGAUUGAACUACCUAAGAAUCAGAAGCAAAGCACUGUAACUCUGAAUAUAAAAAGAGGUAUACCCUUUGUGGAAGUGAUAGAAGAAGGAAAAUGCCCAGUCAAAAAAGUAAAUAAAGUGACAUCCAAAUCCAAGAAAAGGAAGAUCCUUAUAGAUCCUUCUCCAGAUACCCAUGAAGUAAUAGAAAUAAUACCUGACAUUGACCACAGAAAGUUAAUUGACUCUGAACAAGUUGAUAAGGAAAACUGUUUGGAGAAUGAGAAAAUUGUCAAAAUUAAGUCUGAUUUUUACACAAAGGUGCUUAACCCUUUAUCUCAGACAUAUUCACCUAACAUACAAAAUUCUUCCUUUGACAGUAUUCAUGAGAGUCCAAUACCUUUGAGUAUUUCUUCUACUAAAAACCUAAUAGAAGAAAAUUUUGCCCUGGGUAGUUCACCCAUCCUUCAAGUAAGUGAUGAUAUACACGAGAGGAUAAAAGAGGUGAAAUUUAAAGUCAACCAGAGAACACAAAAAUCAGGAAUAGGUAACAAAAAGUUACAGGACUUGACCGAUACCUGUUUUGUUUCAAAUAAUACUGCUAAUUUUGAAAAUGAGUCAGAAAAUCUAUCUUCAAAGCUGCCAAGCAGAAAAAGAAGGUGUACUCCUGUCAGUUUCAAAGAGCCAGGUCUAAAAGGGCAAGUAUUUGAGUAA